AUGCCCACUGACUCACGCAAGCUCCAUCGCUGCACCGUUCCUGGGUGCGGCAAGGCCUUCACCCGGGUAUCACACCUCCAAAGACAUGCUCUGAACCACACCGAAGUAAAAUGGCAUUGUCAUAGAUGCGAUACUUUUUUCAAGCGAAUAGACCUACUAGAGCGCCAUAAAGAGCGUCAUUCACGGAAAGAUGCACUUGCUGGGGGACCAGGGCUGGGCACCUUGCAAGCUCGCAGAAAGAUAAUAUGUGGCGCGGACCUAUGCAAUGAUUCAUUACAAGAAGAAGACUUGGAGAAAAUAAGAAGAUUGCAGGCCAAUGAAUCAAAAUCAACCCAGCGAAUUCCUAAGAGUGAUGAUGGAGAGCCAAUUGAUAAUGGCACUGGAAUAGAUUUGGGUGCAAAUUCAACCCAUCAGCACGAAACCCCGAAAGAGCCUCCUCCUCCUCCUGCUGCUGCUUCUGCUGCUGCUGCUAUCUCGCCGACAAACGCUCUUGACCGGGGAGAUAUGAAUUAUGAUACCAGCUUUGACUCUCCACAUUUUGAUCUCAUGGAGCCUUCAUUCUCCCCAAGGUAUACUUUGGCCGAAGUCCAUUGGGACAAUAUGGACUACUUAAGCCCUAACAACGUAGCUAGAGAGGAGGUUCUCAACCUAUUGGCCGAGAUUCAAUCGGUUUACGAAAAUAGGUCUCUUGUGGAUGAGAUCAACGCCGCUCUAUCCUUAGUAGAAAUGCAAGAAUAUCUUCGCUUGUUUGUGCAAAAGUUCAACCUGUCUUACCCCUUGAUUCACAUACCGACCCUGGAGGUUGCGAAGACCGAGUCGAUUCUUUUAUUGUCAAUGAUUAUUCUCGGCGCUAGUUACAAGACCAAAGACUCGCAUCGAAUGUCUGUCAGACUUUAUGAUGCUAUUGUUCCUUACAUUUUAAGCGGUUUGACCAGCAUCCCCGUUCCAACUUUAUCCACCUUGCAAGCGUUCUUGAUCUUGGAAAGCUAUGGAAUGUACCGCGCUGGGCCAUAUCAACGGGAAAUGGCCAUGCUUAUUCAUACUUUGUUAUUCAACACCAUCCGCCGAAUAUCGCGCUAUCACGUCCGGGGAGGAAUCAUGCUUCCCAAGCAUUUGAAACGCCCUAUAAAUUGGGAGGAAUUCGCCUAUGCUGAGCAAUACAAAAGGCUGAUCCUCUUUGUAUUUAUGUGGGAUACCCAAAACGUAUCUUGUUAUUCCUUCAUGCCUAGCAUGUCCACGCACACAAUCCAGGUUCCACACCCUUGCACUGAAGAGGCCUGGACAGCACCAUGUCCAUCCGCCUGGCAGCGAAUUAUGGAAGCUCACGAUGAGCCUCCCGACUUUGGUGAUACUAUGAAAUGGCUUGUAGAAGAUAAUGAAAAACUACAAUCUAUAAGGCUGGACUAUCUACGCUUGACUCUCCUCCUCCACGGCCUCAUGUCGAUGUGUAACGACAUGAUUCAUUUCGACAAUCGAUCGAUAUACUUGGGCGAUCUUGAAGAACAAGAAGUAUCCUGGAGGCCAUGGAGGAAGCGAAUGACUUCUGCUCUCGGGACCUGGAAGAUAAAAUACGAUGCACUGGCCAUGGCUACAAUGCAAACCCAUAUCGUCAUCAACGGUGAUAUUCGCCAAUUACUUGGCGCAGCUGGGGCAAAGGCAAUAUUUGGCCAUGCCGUCACCCUUGACGACCAUCAGGAAAGCUACCGCUGGGUCAAGAUAAUUGGGAUGCUCACGGGGUAUUCCAUUAUCCCUGGUGCCUUGUCAUCGGAACGCUCACAUGUUGGGCUUUCCACCAUUUUGGAAGUCAAGGGCGAUCUGCUUCUCUCUGCACUCAUGAGCGAGGACUUGCAAUGCCACAGGAAACAUCUCAGGCAUUGA
This is a messenger RNA of Talaromyces atroroseus, 1878 nucleotides long. RefSeq lists its product as hypothetical. Gene Ontology annotation, biological process: regulation of transcription by RNA polymerase II; DNA-templated transcription. Gene Ontology annotation, molecular function: DNA-binding transcription factor activity, RNA polymerase II-specific; RNA polymerase II cis-regulatory region sequence-specific DNA binding; zinc ion binding. Gene Ontology annotation, cellular component: chromatin. The record is from RefSeq and is a predicted model, not a curated record. The transcript is spliced from 7 exons. The coding region runs from base 1 to 1878 and encodes 625 amino acids. NCBI's taxonomy places the organism in Eukaryota, Fungi, Ascomycota, Eurotiomycetes, Eurotiales, Trichocomaceae.